UUUUUAUGUUGUUAUUACAUCUGUAUUACAUAUGAUUAUAACAACGGUUGUGCUUUUGUACGGUUUACUAAAGACUGUGAGUUGGUGUAUAUUACUGUGGGUUAUAACGCUGACGAUUUACUGGGUUAUUAAUUUGGGUGCUAGUGUUAUUUCUGUUAUGAAUUAUAUUAUAGAAGGUCUUGAAGAAGAACUUGAGCAAACUUCGAACAGAACGUCUUUAAUUCUGGUGGUUCAAGCGACUUGGCUUUUUGCGGUGACGUUCAUAUGGUACUACUGGAAAACUAUUCACGAAUGUAACAAUGUUGCCAAUUUGGUGCAAUACGUUGCAGAGAACUAUCAUUGGUAUCGAGACAGACAAUCAAGUAAUGACAACAACCGAGAAAAUUAGUUGCUUCUUGCCUUCAGUAUGACUACCCACUAGA
This is a messenger RNA of Zophobas morio, 422 nucleotides long. RefSeq lists its product as uncharacterized. Lineage: Eukaryota; Metazoa; Arthropoda; Insecta; Coleoptera; Tenebrionidae. The transcript is spliced from 3 exons. Bases 32 to 388 code for a protein of 118 amino acids. The record is from RefSeq and is a predicted model, not a curated record.